AUGACAGAAGGAAAUCGAUGUAUUGAGCAACGAACAGUGGCGGAGAGAGGUAAAAAGAGGAAAGAAAUAGUUUUUUGUGAAAAUAGAGAUCGGAUGACAGAAGUGCUGGAUGUGAUAGACAAUGUGACAAACACAACAAGAAAAACUCUCAACUAUGGCGGGGAGGAGGAAAUGUUGAUGACAGUCGGUGGUUACGUCGGUGCAGCUGUAGUGUUGUUUCUAAUUGGAUUUUUCGGAUUUUUCCUCAAUCUGGGAGUUAUUAUUCUUAUGUGGAAAGACAAACAGCUAAAAUUAGUCUAUUCUGUUACAGGCAUAUCAUCGAUAACAACUUUGACGGUAUUAGCGUUUGAGAGGUAUCUAAUAGUAUCGAGACCCUUCAGAAACCACGGACUUAGUAGAAAAGAAGCCAUGCUAUUUGUGAUAGGAAUAUGGUUAUAUUCUUUAGCUCUUACAGUACCGCCACUCAUCGGAUGGGGGAAAUUUGUUGCAGAAGCUGCUAAUAUCAGCUCUUCUCUACCUGAAUAUAGUCACAUACGGAGUUUAAGAAGACAAGUCUACGUGAGUCCACAUAAUUUUUCUCUACCUGAUUCAUUCACACUGGACUUUGAUGACACCACAUAUCGAAUAUUUCUGUCUCAAGAUGGUAUGGUUUGCUACAAUUGUAAAAAACCUGGACAUAUCGUAUCCCAGUUUCCCGAAUCUACAAAUGCAUCGCCAUCCACUCAAACAAACACAAUACCACAAACUACUACUCCAACUGUACCGUCUGUAUCCAGUAUGCCGAUUGUCUCGGCUAAUAUAAAGAUACCUUUUCACACUAUAACACCGCAAACCAAUAUCCUACCCUUAUCUAUUCAAUCAACGACCGUUUCAGCGAAUAUACAGCAAUCAGCAACCGCAGAAAACUCAACACAAGAAGCCAUCACUCAACCCUUACCUAAGGAGCAAAGUCCACCAUUAAAAGACUCGGGUCACUCAAAGCGCAGCAUCAACGAAAUUCUUUUACCAGACACGGAUGUAAUUGACAAGGAAAACAGCAUCUUCACCCUUCCUAAGAUAAAACCUAAAUCUAAAAAACAAAGUCCAACUCUUCACCUUCAACAGUUGCCUCGAGUAAUACCAAUCUACAUCGACUGGAGCCAGCCAAAGACUUUAUCAUUAACCACUCCUUUUAUACUUAAUUAUGACCAACUUCAGUUACUUUUAACUAAUGUAACUAGUUCUUCAGAUCCUAUCAAGAAUAUACUUUAG
Psylliodes chrysocephalus is the source of this 1251-nucleotide messenger RNA. The record is from the annotation of a GenBank genome assembly. Lineage: Eukaryota; Metazoa; Arthropoda; Insecta; Coleoptera; Chrysomelidae.